GAUUAGUUAGGUUAAUGACGGUAAGGUUAUUUUUAAAACAAAUAAAAACAUAAUCGCGAAAAAAAAUAAUUUUAAAACAGACAAGUGGUACUAGCACAAAUGAUGUAACAUGCUUAAAAACCAAUAAACGAAUCAUGAGAAGCAGCAGAUAGCUAGGAAACCUCGGGUAGUUUUUUUAUAAACUUUGUUGAUGUUGCCGAUUUCUAACUUGUGUCUUAUAAAUUGUAUAAAAAUAUUUCGAUUGAUAGCAUGUCUUGCCAAUGCUAUGCAAAUCAUUCAAUUCAGUUGGAGCACAAUUUUACGGCUUAAAACAAAACGGUUAUUUCAUUGGGAUAAAAUCUUGUACAUUGUCAUUUGAACAUAAAAUAUUUGAUUCGUUGAUAUUAAAUUUCAUAGGUUUUCUCAAACACAAAUUCAACGGACAUUGGUCUUCCUGUAAGAACAUAAAUGAUUUCACAGUAUGAACAUAAAAGUUAGAUUUAUAUAUUGGCUAUUACAACGUUUGGUGGAAGAAAAUGGUUUAUAGUAUAAUUUUGAUAGACUCAAAUCAUGAAAUUUAAAAUAGCACUUCUAUUGGCUGGAAUUAUUUGGGGGUGCUUAUUUUUGAUAAAAUUGCAAUAUCACAGAAGAACGACAUUACGUGUUUUGCAAAAUCACGAUAACUCACUUCAAUACAUAUUUGAGACCUUACCACAAAACACACAAAAAAGGCCGCAUAUUUUGUUUAUAGUGGCAGAUGAUCUUGGAUUUAAUGACGUUGGCUACCAUGGAUCCGAAAUUAAGACUCCAAAUAUUGAUAAACUUGCGUUGUCGGGUGUUAGACUAGAGAACUAUUAUGUCCAACCAGUAUGUACACCAACCCGUGGUCAGCUUCUCUCCGGCAGAUAUCAGAUUCAUACAGGUCUCCACUGGGUCUUAUGGCCAUCGACUCGUUCAGGAUUGCCACUAGAUAAUCCUACCAUUGCAGAUAAGUUGAGAGCAGCAGGUUAUUCUACACAUAUGAUUGGAAAGUGGCAUCUUGGUUUCUAUAAACCUGAUUUUUUACCAAUCAAUAGAGGAUUCGAUACAUUUUUUGGAUUUCUCAGCGGACAUUCUGACUACUACACGCACGAAACUGGCAACUGGUGGGGAAAAUUUAUGACUGGUUAUGACUUAAUGGAUAAUGAUCAACCAGCAAACAUCACACGUUAUAACGGUUCCUACUCAACACAUUUAUUUGCAAGUAAAGCAAAAGACAUUAUAUGGGGACACAAUUAUGAAAAGCCGAUGUUCAUCUAUUUAUCGUUUCAAGCAGUGCAUGCGCCACUUCAGGUUCCAGAAAACUACAUGAAACAAUACGCCAAUAUUACAGAUAUUAAAAGAAGACAAUUUGCAGGUAUGGUUACUUGCAUGGAUGAUGCGAUAGGAAGUAUAGUAGAUGCCUUGAAGAAACGUGAAUUGUGGAAAGAUACUUUGCUUAUAUUCAGUACAGAUAAUGGAGCUAACCCGAACGCCGGUGGUAGUAACUGGCCGCUUAAGGGAGCCAAAGGUUCGUAUUGGGAAGGCGGCAUUCGGGCAGUAGGUUUUGUGUACAGCUUGCUCCUGAAAAUGAAGAACGGUUAUGUUUCAAAAUCACUAAUGCAUGUUACGGACUGGUUUCCUACACUGCUGAAUCUUGCAAAAGGCGACCUGAAUGGUACUAAAAUGUUAGAUGGAUAUAACCAAUGGAAAACAAUAAAGUGAGUACUGGGACUAACUCAUAUUAAUACCUAAUCAUUCAUCACUGCAUGUAAAUACAGGAUGCUGAUUUUUAUAGUUUGAUAUCGAAUCACUUUGCGCCAAAUGAUAGCAAUAAGUUUCACUUUAGUAAUAGCGUGAAGAGAAUUUAAUUGUAUUAUAAGACAUGUCCUUAACU
This is a messenger RNA of Mercenaria mercenaria, 1894 nucleotides long. RefSeq names its product arylsulfatase J-like. The transcript is spliced from 6 exons. Lineage: Eukaryota; Metazoa; Mollusca; Bivalvia; Venerida; Veneridae. The record is from RefSeq and is a predicted model, not a curated record. Bases 550 to 1722 code for a protein of 390 amino acids.